This is a messenger RNA of Ailuropoda melanoleuca (giant panda), 4317 nucleotides long. RefSeq names its product putative caspase-16. Gene Ontology annotation, biological process: proteolysis. The coding region runs from base 1358 to 2437 and encodes 359 amino acids. Gene Ontology annotation, molecular function: cysteine-type endopeptidase activity. The transcript has 10 exons. The record is from RefSeq and is a predicted model, not a curated record. NCBI's taxonomy places the organism in Eukaryota, Metazoa, Chordata, Mammalia, Carnivora, Ursidae.
GGAGCUAAGAAUAGGAUUGGGCUAGGCUCCUGGCUCAGGUGGGGGCGUGCCAAUGCCAGCCAGGAAGUAGCCUGCUGGAGCCAGAGAACAGGACAGGGACUGAGGCAGUGGGGCCCAAGACCCAGGGUUCCAGGGAAGGAGCAGAGUCCAGCUCAGCUCAUAAACAGAGCUGAUAGGCCAGGGCUCAGGGCAAGGGCAAGUACUGUCACCCAGGGCAUUGGUACCAGGGUCAGGAGUUUAGCUCGGUGCUCAGAGGAAGCCCCCACCCGGCCCCCAUGGCCUUCCUGGUGGCUGGGACCCUGCAGGUGGCCUCGAAGAUGGCAGAUGCUCGACAGAGUCUGGAAAGAAAGGUAGUGGGAGGCACUGCCUGGCCCAGCCCAUUCCUGGCUCUCAGCUGAGCCCCACCCCAGCCCAACUCUGGCCUUGCCUCCCCAGGGGAAGUACGGCUUGCAGGGUCCAAGGGUGGCUCUGACACUCCGCAGCUCUGAGGUGUCAGCGUCUACAGUUGCUGUCCUGGAGGGUGUGUUCCGGACCCUGGGCUUUGAGAGCUGCCAGAGGAGGGAGGCCUCUGUCCAGCUGCCCCUGAGCCUGGAGCCUUCCUCACUGGCCUGAGCAAACUCUGUGGCCGAUUUCCUCACUGGUCUCUGCUGCAGCUGCUGACAGAGGUGGGGGCUCUAGAUGGGGACUCUCUGGGAGGGUUGUGUGCCAGUCACUUCCCCUGGCUCUGCUGUGCUUUCCUGAACCUGUUUGAUGGUUCGAUUCAUCCCCCCAUUCAUUGUACAGAUGAAUCUUUAUUGUCUAUGCAUGUGGUAUCAGCCUCGAGCCCUUGUAUCCCACCCCACCCGUGCCCCUCCUCACCCCACUCAAGAUCCCCCAGACACUCCCAACUGCUUCUCAGCUCCACGCCUUUGCCCACACCACUCCCUCCGGCUUGCCUUCCUGUUGUCCCAGCCAGCCUCACACAUUCCCUUCCAGGCUGUCAGUGAUGCCCUUCCUUGAGCUCCCUGAGUCAGCGCCUAUACUUCUGCCCAGCACUGUUCACAUUCCCACAGUGCCUGUCCCAUCAGAUUGCAGGUCCCUGGAAGCCAGAGUUGUGAAUGAUCCAGUUCUGGUCUGGGGUGGAGGCCCAAAGGUCUCACUGGGCAGUUGGGUGGCUGCUGGUGACCCUGGAGGAUCAGGGUCAGGACCCAGGUGUACCUACCGUGUGAGCCUUCGCAGACAGUCCCCAGCCUGCUCUAGGGAGCGCCCCAGCUCUGGGUGGGGAGUGGUGUGGUUAACGGCAUGGCUGCUAUCCACUUAAGGACGUCCGUGUCCAGGGAAGCCCAUGACAUUGAACCUGAACUAGGACAUCCCCUUCAUGCCCUCCCCUCGUUUUGUCUUCUCCUCUCUACAUUCUGGCAGGGGACCCCAAAGACACUGCAGUAGCCAUGAUCUAGUCAGGCUGUACCCUGAAGCCAGUAUCCUGUUCCCUCUCCAAACUGCACCCCCGUGCAACAGCCCCCUAGGGGUUUCUGGUACCCCCCAGGUCUUCUACAGGACAGCCAAAGAGUCAGAAGGCACCUGCUGUCCAGUCCUCCGGAGUUCCUUGCGGGGCGCACUGUGCCUGGGGGACGUGGAACCCUGGGAGCCCCAGCUGGAACCCAGCCCCAGCGCUCAGUAUGACCUGUCUGGGACCAGGGCUGCGCUCCUCCUGUCCGUGGUCCACGACCGGCCCGGGGCCCAGCACGAUGUGGAGGCGCUGGGGGGCCUGUGCCAGGCCCUGAGCUUCAAGACCACCCUAAGGACAGACCCUACGGCCCAGGCUUUCCAGGAGGAGAUGGCCCAGUUCCGAGAGUGCCUAGAUGCCCUCAGGGACCCAGUGAGCUGUGCCCUUGUGGCCCUCAUGGCCCAUGGGGGGCCACAGGGCCAGCUGCUGGGGGCGGACGGGCAAGAGGUCCAGCCAGAGGCACUGGUGCAGGAGCUGAGCCACUGCAGGGCCCUGUGGGGCUGCCCCAAGAUCUUCCUGCUCCAGGCCUGCCGUGGGGGGCAGAGGGACGCCGGCGUGGGGCCCACAGCUCUCCCCUGGUUCCGGCGCUGGCUGCAGGCCUCACCAACCACCCCCUCGCAUGCCGAUGUCCUCCAGAUCUAUGCUGAUGCCCAAGGCAGCUCCUCAGCGGGCCCCGCUUCGGGGAGCCCUGACCAAGCAGAUGUCCUGAUGGUCUAUGCAGCUGCCGAGGGCUGUGUAGCCUAUCGGGAUGAUGAGAAGGGCUCAGACUUUAUCCAGACUCUGGUGGAGGUCCUCAGAGCUGACCCCGGGGCAGAGCUCCUGGAGCUGCUGACUGAGGUCAACCGACGGGUGUGUGAACUGGAGGUGCUGGGUCCCGACUGCCAGGAGCGCCGCAAGGCCUGCCUGGAGAUCCGAAGCUCGCUUCGGCGCCGGCUCUGCCUGCAGGCCUGACUGCGCCCCUGCCGCCCCGGGGGGGGGGGUGUGUGUGUGUGUGCCAACAGUGGGUGCUGCUGACUCCAUCCACUCUACGGGCUCCUCUUCUGUAAAUGGGUGCAGAAGCGCGGGCGCGGGGCUAAGGGAGGGGGUGUGCAAUAAACUUCUGUGGAUGAUCGCUGUGCUCAUGAACAGUGCCUGCCCUCGGAGGCGAGACAGUGGGAGAACACAUGCAAAGUGCCUGGCACUCCGUAACGGUGCAUUUGUGCUCCUAGGAGCCGGAGGCUGGGGCUUCCGGCGGGCGGAGGGACCGAGGAACCCUGCACGGGCUAGGCUGGGCUGGAUAUUCCCAGAGGGGGCAGCCGGUGCCCACACCGCUGUCUCAGCUCGCGCACCCCGCCGGCGUCCGCGCUGGGGCGGUGGGAAAGCAGGAGAUGCGGUCUCGGCCUUCACGCAGGUCAGAGUCCAGUCUGGGACCCCAAGACUGGACAGAGCACUGCAGGCUGAUCGGUGCUGUGGUGCGGACAGCACGGGGGCGCGGGGGCUGCGGGGGCAGUGGGCAGCCUCUCACCCAGCGCGCUUCGGGGCCACGUGCGGGAAGAGCUUCCAACCCGCUGGUUAGGUCAGGAGGAGCCGGCGCGGCCUCAUCGGGGCUCGAACUCGGAGUCCAGUUCUUUUGGACCGUCCUCGCGGAACGGGCGGGCCUGCUUUCGGCGCCGGGCUCCAGCUCACAGCUCCGCCCCCACAGGGCCCGAGGGGCGGAGCUCCUCGCUGGUAGGAGCAUGCGUGUUCCGGCACACCACGCAGGCGCCUAGAACAGCUUUAUGAGAGAAGCUGUGGAAGCGUCAUUGGUGGGGCCGCGUGGCCUAAUGGAUAAGGCGUCUGAUUCCGGAUCAGAAGAUUGAGGGUUCGAGUCCCUUCGUGGUCGCUGCAGUGUUCGUUUUGCUCCCUCGCCUUUAAAUUUUCCCUCUGUCGGGACCGCGCCCUCCGCGGAGUCUUAGGAGGCUCGGGCGGUGUCCCCGUCGCACCGCCCGCCCUGCCGCGCCCGGGAAGCCGCUCAGCUCCUGCCAGGCGCGGAGCCCGGGAGCUAGGGCCUGCUCUGCGCCCCUGGCGACCCCGAGGGCGCUGCGGGGCCCAACGCAGGCCAGAACCCGAAGCCAUCGCAGCGAGUCCGACAACCUCAGACGAGGCGGGUAUAGUUCAGUCGACCAGAGCUGUGACAGACGAGGGGAGGAGCUGGAUUGUUGCAGGGGGACGGGGGGAGUUGUCCCAAGGUCAGAGGACAGAUGGGAAAGAACACCCCUCCGCUGGUGGGAAAGCUAACGCUGGGAUCUCUGACCGUGAGAAUCUCAUACUCCACCGACACAGCUAGCCCGAGGAGAGCCAUUGCGGAGGGCGCUUGGGACAGAGACCUCAGGCCCCUGGGCUCUAUUGAAAGCCGCGGAGACCUGAACCCAGGUAACACCUCCUGUCUACAGGGCAGUGUAGGGAGGAGGACAAGGACAGGGAUGACACUUUUCCCAGUCGCCGGGUUGGUACCCCUCCUCUCUCCUCUCCCACAUUUUGCGUAGCUAAUUCCUUCUUGCUAGUAGUUAUCACCGGAUCCUGAUUCUCCUGCAACGAGAAAGAAAGGGCUCGCCCAGGAUUUGAUCCCCAGGCUUCUCGCACCCUAAGCGAGGAUCACACCCGAGUCAAACGAGCUGAGCGACACCUGUGGCCCCAGAUCUUUGGGCUCCAUCUGCGCAUGCGCGGUCUCUCCGGGGGUCGGAGGAUGCUCUAGGAGCCGGCCAGGUAAAAAUCUCCCAGACUGCCGGGCACGGUGUAGAGAACAAUCAGAAACCUUCUAUACCACAAUGCCCAAAGCAGGGAAGACCACUGGAGCUUUGUCAUAUACACAU